AUGAGUAGAGCUAAAGAGAUACAAGAAAAGUUGGCACUUAACGCUAAACUCCAAAUUGCACUGAACUCUAAUACAUCCAAAGUAUUAAGUUGGUUAGAUUCAGACAAGGAUGAUGAUAAUAAGAAAAGGCAGUCAGAUGAUGUUGACAAUGGAAAAGCAUAUACCAUCAAGGAUUUAGAAGACAGUAAAAAAAUGUUCUUCCAACUCCCUGUAGUACAGAUCGGUUCUGGUCUCAGUAUGGGUGAUAAUGACUCUGGGGAUAACGAAGGAAGUACUGAUAUUCAUACCAUUGGUGAAUUUGUGAAUAGUAAUAAGAAAAUCAGUAGUUUAGCAAAGAAGAAGAAAAGGUCGGAACAUUUAAAUGAGAGGAAUAAUAUUUAUAGAGUAGCAAAGGAUGAUACGAGAGCGAUGGUGGCAUUAAAGAAUAAAAUCAGAAGCGGAAGAAGGGAAGAUAUGAGGCGAAAUGGACCAAGUAGUAGCGCACAUAAUAAUACUUCCACAAGCAAUAACAAAGACUCUUCAAAAGGUACUAUGAUUGGUAGUGAUGGAGACUCUAGUGAUGACGACGGAAGCAGAAGGAUAGCGCACUCCAAGAAAUCUGUGAACUUACUAUUUAAUGGCAAAAAGAAAGGUCGUAAAUAA
This is a messenger RNA of Maudiozyma barnettii, 642 nucleotides long. It is a transcript of the gene NOP19, whose product is annotated as Nop19p. Gene Ontology annotation, biological process: ribosomal small subunit biogenesis. NCBI's taxonomy places the organism in Eukaryota, Fungi, Ascomycota, Saccharomycetes, Saccharomycetales, Saccharomycetaceae. The record is from RefSeq and is a predicted model, not a curated record. The transcript has a single exon. Bases 1 to 642 code for a protein of 213 amino acids. Gene Ontology annotation, cellular component: 90S preribosome.